AACGUGGAGGAAAUGAAAAUUUUCAUGGUUUUACACAGUACCGAAUAUUUGAAUUUUAAAAAUAUCAUAAAAUGAAUUUAAAAAUAGGCAAUCGGGACUUUCUCAAACAAAAAUUAGAUAAUCCAGACAUAACGUACCAAAAUUUCGUAAAGAAUGUUUCCAAACAGGAGUGUGAAGUGAAAGCUAUAAUCCAGGAUAUAUUAGAAUGCAGAGAUUCAAUGGAGUCAUUAAAUGAGUUGAAUGAAAAAGGCAGAUCAAUGAUAAAAUUAUUGAGGGAAGAAAUAGAAAAUUUGCAUGCAUAUGUGAAUAAUUCAGGAGAUGAAAAAUAUAUUGAUGAAUUAUCUUCUAAACGACAUCAUUUGGCUGAGUUAUUAAAGGAAUUUAAGGAAGCCAAUAUCAGCAGCAUGUUUGCUAUUGAGAAAGCUCAGAGAGAAGACCUGCUUCAGGCUGGAAUUGGUGAAGAGAGUGUAGUUAAGCAUAGAAAGAAAAAAGUUGAUAGUGAUGGCCUUUUGAACAUGUCCACAGGUGUAACAGACCAACUGCUUUCUAUUAGUCGACAACUGGCAGCAACAACACAGAGGAGUCAGGACACUUUGGACAGUUUAGUUUCAUCGAGUUCUACAGUUCAUGGUACACAAGCAGAACUUCAGAAUACAGGGAGCACUAUUACCCAAUCGAGCAAAUUACUAAAGAAAUAUGGGCGACGAGAGUUUACAGAUAAAGUGAUAAUGUUUUUUGCAUUUCUGUUCUUCUUAGCUGUUUGCUUAUACAUCGUUCAGAAGAGAUUAUUUUAAUUUUCUAAAUAAAUUAAUUUAUUUUAUAA
Pararge aegeria (speckled wood butterfly) is the source of this 823-nucleotide messenger RNA. RefSeq names its product vesicle transport protein SEC20 (gene Sec20). Gene Ontology annotation, cellular component: SNARE complex; endoplasmic reticulum. Gene Ontology annotation, molecular function: SNAP receptor activity. Gene Ontology annotation, biological process: retrograde vesicle-mediated transport, Golgi to endoplasmic reticulum. Lineage: Eukaryota; Metazoa; Arthropoda; Insecta; Lepidoptera; Nymphalidae. The record is from RefSeq and is a predicted model, not a curated record. The coding region runs from base 72 to 794 and encodes 240 amino acids. The transcript is spliced from 5 exons.